This is a messenger RNA of Rana temporaria (common frog), 726 nucleotides long. RefSeq names its product nescient helix-loop-helix 2 (gene NHLH2). Gene Ontology annotation, biological process: regulation of transcription by RNA polymerase II. Gene Ontology annotation, molecular function: protein dimerization activity; RNA polymerase II cis-regulatory region sequence-specific DNA binding; DNA-binding transcription factor activity, RNA polymerase II-specific. Lineage: Eukaryota; Metazoa; Chordata; Amphibia; Anura; Ranidae. The coding region runs from base 19 to 381 and encodes 120 amino acids. The transcript has a single exon. The record is from RefSeq and is a predicted model, not a curated record.
CCCGCCCCCGCUGCCAGGAUGAUGCUCCGCCCCGAGGCGAUGGAUUCCGACCAGCUGUCGGCGAAUUCCGAAUCGGACUCGGCGGUCAGCGAGGUGAAGGGGGGCAGCGUGUCGGAAACGGAGGGCAGCGAGCGCCAGGCGCCGUGCCUCCCCCCGCAGCUCAGCCGCGAAGAGAAGAGACGCAGGAGGCGGGCCACCGCCAAGUACCGCUGCGCUCACGCCACCAGAGAGCGAAUCCGCGUGGAGGCCUUCAACGUGGCGUUCGCCGAGCUGCGGCGCCUGCUGCCCACCCUGCCGCCGGACAAGAAACUCUCCAAGAUCGAGAUCCUGCGCCUGGCCAUCUGCUACAUCUCCUACCUCAACCACGUGCUGGACGUCUAGCGGUCACGUGACGGACCGCAGCAUGAAAGGACAGACUGUGGCCCCCAAUCGCAGGAUAGGGCCCGUUUAGCUCUGGGGGGGUCUCUCUGUGGUAGAGGGGCCCCAGAGACGUGUCAGUGAGUAGCUCUAGAGAACCACGUGCUUUAUUUCUAGGUGGUAUGACCAAAAGGUGGCGCCCUGUGUGUGGUAGACGUGUAGACGCCCUCGUGGCGGGCGCGUGCGUGUUGUCUGUGUAGAGUAACAGUGACACCCGGUGGGCACUGUGUGUAUAACAUGACUAUAUAGAAUCCAUUGUAUAUGUGUCUUACCCGCUACGGGGACCCCCCCCCGACAAGAUUGGUCACU